AUGUCACACGCACCACCUCCAGGUCCACCACCACGGCCAAACCAGGACUCCAACCCCUUUAACGAUGCUGUGCCAGACGACCCGCCGCCCGCGUACGAGGCCAUCUCGGGGGACUCGACCCUCUCUGCCGGUCCCAGCAGGAUGGACUUUUCCGGACCCCCACCCCUCCCGGACAGGCUUACGAGACUGAAUACGCACUCGACGGGGGGAUACAGUAUCCCAGGCGUUGGGGUUGGGUAUAACCCCGCUUCUCCUAGCAGUCCAGGAGGACAGGGCUACUACUCGCCGCAGUCACACGCACCGCCGGCCCUACCCGCACGUCACACCAACUCCCCCCACUCCCAAGCGGACCAUACGCCGACCGAGUCUCCCAUCCCUGGCCGCGCGCUCCUGCACCACGGCAACCUCCUAGUCUAUCCCAAAGGCUACUGGUGCAACAAGUGCCAGAACACAGGGUACAAGGGUGGGGACCCGCGCUCUCCCUGCAGCUCGGACUGGCGAAAGUACGGUAAGGCCUACAGCGGGGCUUUAGCGGCGAGCUUUGCAGCCCCUCGACCGGGGGGUAACGCGAGUGUGGUGGGCGCCAACAACUUCCAGCAACCCCUACCCGCGGGUGGACAGCAGAAUAACACGCCCCAGCUCAGUCACCACGGAAACGGAGGGUAUCCCGGUCAUCAGGCGUAUCGCCCCCCGCCACCGCGGCCGCAGAUGCACCACACGUAUGCGCCGCCACCGGGGGCGCUUGUUGUACAGCCUGGCGAUCCUAGGAUUGGCGGACAACUGUGCUAUCGCUGCGGAGGGAGUGGGCGCGAGGCGUCGCUGUUCAUGUUCGACGACGGGCCGUGCUACCAGUGCCGCGGUGUCGGGCGGGUGUUUUGA
This is a messenger RNA of Cutaneotrichosporon cavernicola, 879 nucleotides long. RefSeq lists its product as uncharacterized. The transcript is spliced from 3 exons. NCBI's taxonomy places the organism in Eukaryota, Fungi, Basidiomycota, Tremellomycetes, Trichosporonales, Trichosporonaceae. The coding region runs from base 1 to 879 and encodes 292 amino acids. The record is from RefSeq and is a predicted model, not a curated record. Gene Ontology annotation, cellular component: cytoplasm.